AUCCCUUAAACACUACCUCCUCACACUUGACCUUAUCAAUACCGUUCGCCCAGAUAUCAUUACUACAGUAAAACAAACCAUCCUCACUCGCCUCUUUGUCGUAACAUCUCACUACAUCCACACUUGCACCACCUUUCAGAUAACACCAUGAACAAUCAAGAAAGAAUGGGAAGCUCAUCGCCCCAAGCCAUCAAGCUACAGAUGGACCAGAGUGCUAUUGAUUCCAGCGCUGGUAGCCCCCCAGCCUUAUCGUCAUCGCCGUCUGACAGACGUGCAAGCACCGAUGAAUGGGAUGCUUCGAAGGUCCCCCCGAGCCGUUUCCAGAAACGCAAGGGUUCAAUUUACGCAACACCCGGCUCCCGGGAUGGUCACGUCGACCGAAACUAUGCCAGUGGCUUCCACGAGAAACACACAGAGAAAGGUUACGGAAAGGCCGAUGCCAAGCACUGAGACCCUAGCCAUUGAUUGAAGUCACUAGUUGGCGGUUGCAGCUGCGAAGUCCGCAAGGAUUGUUGUUGAUAUGUGUACACGACCCCCCAGUAUCAUUUAUUGUCUCGUUUCGGCAACCCGUUGUCUGCAGCGAGCAUUACCACGCUGCACACGCUGCACACGCUGCACACGCUGCAACAACGCUGCCUUGUAUUUUGUCUAGCAAUCAAUGCCAAGUUGCAAGUUGCUAUCACUCGUCCGCAUCAUCAAUAUCGAUGGCAUCGGGGUUGGCUGCUGCAGUGUCGUCGUC
Molecule: messenger RNA, 739 nt
Organism: Verticillium dahliae VdLs.17
Lineage: Eukaryota; Fungi; Ascomycota; Sordariomycetes; Glomerellales; Plectosphaerellaceae
Exons: 3
Coding region: 148-450 (100 amino acids)
Source: RefSeq, a predicted model, not a curated record